Messenger RNA from Styela clava, 1183 nucleotides. RefSeq names its product ATP synthase subunit O, mitochondrial-like. Gene Ontology annotation, molecular function: proton-transporting ATP synthase activity, rotational mechanism. Gene Ontology annotation, biological process: proton motive force-driven ATP synthesis. NCBI's taxonomy places the organism in Eukaryota, Metazoa, Chordata, Ascidiacea, Stolidobranchia, Styelidae. The record is from RefSeq and is a predicted model, not a curated record.
CUUGCACAGAGGUGUGUGUACUACCUACCUUGUAACUUUGUAGACGCGUUUUCUUCACUUGUUGGUUGGUCCGUUUCGUUUCGUUUUAGUUAUAAACAUGGCUGCGAAUAUUACGAAAUUGGUUUGUAGAAGGCUCAGCACGUCUUCGGCUCUUCGCCAAGAUUUGGUGAAAACGCCAAUUCCUGUGUUUGGAAUAUCCGGAACUUACGCACACGCGUUAUAUUCAGCUGCUUCCAAAGCUAAAGCAAAAUCAGAGGUCGCGCAAGAUUUAACCACAUUGCAGGAGAUUUUGAAGAAUCAGAAAGUCGCUGAUUACAUGCAUGAUCCAUUUGUUGAAACAUCAAACAAGUUAGGCCUCCUGAAAGAAGUUGCUAGUAAAGUCAAAAUGACAUCCACUGUUGUCAAUUUCUUCGGAGUAUUAGCUGACAACAGACGUCUCAAUCUUGUGGGAGAAACUGCUGAAGUAUACGCUCGAAUCAUGAGUGCAGAAAGGGGAGAAGUUCCAGCAACAGUUACCACGGCAACAGAGAUGGAUGUUAAGCAACGAAAAAAUCUGGAAGCAGCAUUAACAAAGUUCUUGAAACCGAAUGAAAAAUUGAUGCUGACGACAAAAGUUGAUCCUACAAUUCUUGGUGGCAUUAUUGUUGAUAUUGGCGAUAAAUAUACAGAUAUGAAAUAUGUUGAUAUGUCCACAGCUAGUAAAGUUGCCUUGUAUUCAGAUUUAAUCAGACAAAAUGUUUAAUUUAUCAUUUCAACUCAUCUGCUUCUUUAGGACGUUUGUUUAUAGAGUAUACUGGAUUUUUAAUGUGGUAUAUCUUUUAAUGUAUCACUUUUCAAAUAUGCUACAGGAUAAGAAAUAUCAUAUUAUCAAUUCCAUGUUUGUAUUUAAUUUGGCUUCUGUCUCAUGCACCCAACAACCUAGAAUUUAUAUUUUAUAGUGCAUGAAAUAUUUAAUAAUUGCAUAUCAAAAAAAUUCUCAAUUCAGUUCAUUGCUUCAAAGUUUCAUGCCUAUUUAAUAUACUGUUUCGUCUGUAUUUUACAAUGAUUGUCAAUUUCUGCAUUGAUAUUGGUUUUCUGCCACUUUUCUAUGUGAUUGAAUAUGUUCCCAUACAUUUCUGCAUUUCUUGGACCUGUUUUGAAUUGAUAUUGAAUUUGAUCCCUGUAUCUUGUGUUUAAAUUUAGA